GGUUUCUCAAAUGAGAAUAUCACUUUGCUUUUUAUUUAACAGCAAGUGAUUGAAUGCUGAAACCCCAGUGGGGUGGUUCGGUGUCUUGAAUAUUUUGGGAUGGUCUGCUAUAUUUGCUUUUCUGAAAUCAUUCAGUUUCUUCUUGAACAUGUGAAGGGAGACGAAGUGUCGGGAAGAGUGACUGCAACUAUUUGAAGUACAGCUUUGGAAAGGAGGGAAAACUCUAGCCCCUCAGCUUUGUUGAAUAGUCGUCUUGUUUGCCUACACAGCAUUUUUGGAAGAGUUUAAGGACCAUUUAUUUACAAACGGUGCCGCAAAGGAACUCCAGUUUGAGAGGCUGACUCGAGAGCUUGAGGCUGAGCGCCAGAUUGUAGCCAGCCAACUGGAGAGAUGUAAGCUUGGAUCGGAGACCGGAAGCAUGAGCAGCAUUAGCUCCACAGAAGAGCAGUUUCACUGGCAAACACAAGAUGGCCAGAAGGACAUAGAGGAUGAGCUCACAACCGGUCUUGAGCUGGUGGACUCCUGUAUUAGAUCCCUGCAGGAGUCAGGAAUACUUGAUCAACAGGACUAUUCAGCUAGCGAAAGGCCCAGCCUUCUCUCCCAGAGUGCACUUCAGCUCAAUUCCAAACCUGAAGGGUCUUUCCAGUAUUCAUCCAGCUACCAUAGCAAUCAGACCCUUGCCCUGGGUGACACCCCACCAUCUCAGCUCCCAGCCCGCAGCAGUCAAGCCAGAGCUGCCAUCCAGAGCUUCAGCCAGGGCACAACUAGCCGAGCAGCCCAUUUAGCUGGAUCUGAACCUUCUCAAUCACAUGCUGCCUCUCAGUCAAGAGAGUCCUUUGUGCAGAGCCAUGGGAGUGCGUUCCAUUUGCCUGACUCCCAGCAUUCUUCAGCACUUUAUUAUUCCAGCUCUACUCUGCCGGCACAGAGAGUGAGCUCUCCCUUGUCCAUGCAGCAGGUAGGCUCUCCCACAAAGCUCCAGCGGGUGGGCUCGGCCUCCGAGAGCACCGGAUACAGCACCACACAGCGGGUCUCCUCUCCUAAGCAGUCUCCUAGCCGGCUAGCCAAAUCGUACAGCACCAGCUCCCCCAUCAAUAUCGUCGUGUCUUCGGCUGGACUUUCUCCUUCCCCAAUCCGGGUGACCUCUCCACCGACCAUUCAGUCUAAUAUUUCAUCCUCUCCAAUACAUCAGCUAAGCUCAACCAUUGGCAAUUACGCCACCCUCUCUCCUACCAAACGGCUAGUCCACACGGCAGAUCAGUACAGCAAGCAUUCCCAGGAACUCUAUGCCACUGCUACGUUGCAGAGACCUGGCAGUCUAGCAGCUGGGUCGCGGGCAUCUUACAGCAGCCAGCACAGCCACCUUGGCUCUGAGUUAAGGGCACUGCAGUCUCCAGAGCACCAUAUAGACCCUAUUUACGAAGACAGAGUCUAUCAGAAGCCCCCUAUGAGGAGUCUCAGCCAGAGCCAGGGAGACACUCUGCAACCAGCACUCACAGGCACCUAUCGCACGAGCACAGCCCCAUCUUCCCCCGGUGUCGACUCCGUCCCCUUACAGCGCACAGGAAGUCAACACGGCUCACAGAAUGCAACGGCGACCUUCCAGAGGGCCAGCUAUGCUGCAGGCCCUGCCUCCAAUUACGCAGACCCCUAUCGACAGCUGCAGUAUUGUCCUUCUGUCGAAUCACCGUACAGCAAAUCCGGGCCUGCCAUUCCACCGGAGGGGACCCUGGCUAGGUCGCCUUCCAUCGAUAGCAUUCAGAAAGAUCCCAGGGAAUUUGGUUGGAGAGACCCAGAACUUCCUGAAGUUAUCCAAAUGCUGCAGCACCAGUUCCCUUCAGUGCAGUCGAAUGCCGCUGCCUAUUUGCAACACCUGUGUUUCGGAGACAAUAAAAUUAAAGCUGAGAUAAGACGGCAAGGAGGCAUUCAGUUACUGGUGGAUCUUUUGGAUCAUCGGAUGACGGAGGUCCACCGUAGUGCCUGUGGAGCCUUGAGGAACUUGGUGUAUGGGAAAGCAAACGAUGACAAUAAAAUUGCCCUGAAAAACUGUGGCGGCAUCCCAUCGUUAGUACGGUUACUCCGCAAGACGACCGACUUGGAAAUCCGAGAGCUGGUCACAGGGGUUCUCUGGAAUCUCUCUUCUUGUGAUGCCCUUAAAAUGCCAAUUAUCCAGGAUGCCCUCGCAGUGUUGACCAAUGCAGUGAUUAUCCCGCAUUCCGGCUGGGAAAAUUCUCCACUCCAGGAUGAUCGUAAAAUUCAACUUCAUUCAUCACAGGUGCUGCGCAAUGCCACUGGGUGCCUAAGGAAUGUCAGUUCUGCUGGAGAAGAGGCCCGCAGAAGAAUGAGGGAGUGUGACGGACUUACUGAUGCAUUGCUCUACGUGAUUCAGUCUGCUCUUGGGAGCAGUGAAAUUGAUAGCAAGACCGUUGAAAACUGUGUGUGCAUUUUGAGGAACCUCUCAUACCGGCUUGCAGCAGAAACAUCUCAGGGACAGCAGAUGGGAACGGAUGAGCUUGAUGGAUUACUGUGUGGAGAUGCCAAUGGCAAGGAUGCUGAGAGUUCAGGGUGUUGGGGCAAGAAGAAGAAGAAAAAGAAAUCCCAAGACCAGUGGGAUGGAGUUGGACCUCUCCCAGACUGUGCGGACCCACCAAAAGGAAUCCAGAUGCUGUGGCACCCUUCUAUCGUGAAACCCUACCUCACACUUCUCUCCGAGUGCUCAAAUCCAGACACACUGGAAGGCGCCGCGGGGGCCCUGCAGAACUUGGCCGCCGGCAGCUGGAAGUGUCCUUCGUAUUCUGUCUUUUUACAGUGGUCAGUGUAUAUCCGGGCUGCCGUCCGCAAAGAAAAAGGCCUGCCCAUUCUGGUGGAGCUGCUGCGAAUAGAUAAUGACCGGGUGGUGUGUGCAGUUGCUACGGCUUUACGGAACAUGGCCUUAGAUGUCAGAAAUAAGGAACUGAUAGGCAAGUACGCCAUGCGAGAUCUGGUCCACAGGCUUCCCGGUGGGAACAACAGCAACAACUCAGCAAGCAAGGCCAUGUCCGACGACACGGUUACUGCCAUCUGCUGCACUCUGCAUGAAGUGAUAACAAAAAACAUGGAGAACGCCAAGGCCUUACGGGACGCUGGGGGCAUCGAGAAGUUGGUUGGCAUCUCCAAAAGCAAAGGAGACAAACAUUCUCCUAAAGUGGUCAAGGCAGCAUCUCAGGUCCUAAACAGUAUGUGGCAGUAUAGAGAUCUGAGAAGUCUCUACAAAAAGCAUGCACCCAAUGGAUGGCAGGCCACACAUUCAGUCAGCUCUUUAGCAGCUAAAAAGGAAAAUCUGGAUGGAUGGUCGCAGUAUCACUUCGUAGCCUCAUCUUCGACAAUAGAGAGGGAUCGGCAAAGACCCUACUCUUCCUCCCGCACCCCCUCCAUCUCUCCCGUGCGCAUGUCUCCCAACAAUCGCUCAGCAAGUGCCCCAGCUUCACCUCGGGAAAUGAUCAGUCUAAAAGAAAGGAAAACAGAUUACGAGUCGACUGGAACAAAUGCCACCUACCAUGGAACUAAAGGAGAACACACUUCCAGGAAAGACACUAUGACAGCUCAAAAUACUGGAAUUUCAACUUUGUACAGGAAUUCUUAUGGUGCACCAGCUGAAGAUAUCAAACAUAACCAGGUUUCAGCACAGCCAGUUCCACAGGAGCCCAGUAGAAAAGAUUAUGAAACCUUUCAGCCCUUUCAGAAUUCGACGAGAAACUACGACGAAUCCUUUUUUGAGGAUCAAGUUCAUCAACGCCCACCUGCCAGUGAAUACAACAUGCACCUGGGACUCAAGUCAACUGGCAACUACGUCGACUUCUAUUCAGCUGCUCGUCCCUACAGCGAACUUAACUAUGAAACAAGCCACUAUCCAGCCUCUCCAGACUCCUGGGUUUGAGACUGGGAUGAGAAGGCAAAAGCUCCAAGAACUGUGCAUGUGCAUGCAUAUACCACGAGACAUUUUUUCCUGCAAAUUUAGUUUGUAAAGCCUGUUCCAUAGAAAGGCCCUGAUAACCAGUAUGGAAAUAUUAAGAAAUUUUAGAAGGCUAAUCGCAUUGAAAAUUAACCUGGAGGUCAAUAGAAAGAAAAUUUCCUAAAUAUUACAGUGUGGGACGACUUUCCCGGUGGCCGGUCGAGUUUGAAUUUUGAACGCGGCCGAAGGGAGGAGGGUGGAGGAAAUGGCAGUGGAGAUUGUAGGAUGAGAGGGUUAUGCUAAGCACAAGAAACUGACUAGUUUACAUACUUUAUGGGGGACAGCUUCUCACACUUCGGUUACUAUCCUCAUUCAUUGUGAAUCUAGGCUUCAAGUUGCAUUUGGGGUUCCUCUGUACAGCAAGAUGUUUCUUGCCUUUUGUUAAUGCAUUGUUGUAAAGUAUUUGAUGUACAUUACAGAUAAAAAAAAGUGCAUUGUGUAUAUUACACCAAUGCCACAGUGUUUCUUCAUCUAUGGUUCUAAAUAUUGCUUCAAUUUCAAAAUUUUGAAAAGAUGUAUGGAUUUCCAGUUCUUUUCUUUCCCCAGUACGUUUUAACAAAAACAAAAAAGGAAUAUUUAGCAGUAUUGUUCGUUCUGAUAUGUGAAUUUGUUUGUGGCAACUAAAAACAAGGCAUUCAGCAGUUUCUGACAAUUAACAUACAUCAUUCCACACUCCUUGUCAACAAAGUGCUUUUUCACUGCCUAAAAUUUUAGAUGUAGAUAUUUGAAAUAGAUUUUUUUCAUUUAUACCAGUUUUCUUUAUGAUGAUACAGUGUUAAAAGAAAAUAAAUUACAAUUGAUCUGUCAUCCACAUUUGCUAAGAAUGUCUAUUUCCAAGAAUCUGGCAUACAAAAUGCACAUUCUUGCUUGGUGUAUGUGUGUGUGCGUGUGUGUGUCCAUGUCUGUAUUAUAAUCUGUGUGUGGUUUUUUGAUAUAGGAGUUAUUUUGUUUGCUGUUCUCCUGUAUAAGCUUUGUUACUACUUUUCUAAUAGAAACUUUCUUCAGUUUGUUCCUUUGUACUGUAUCCACUAGACUGACCAUUUAGUGACUCAGGAUACCAGGCCAGUUGAAGUGGAGUGGCAGAUUUAUUACUCACACUCUCUUAAAGACCUUUCCCUUCCAUGUUCUUAACAAACCAUCCCUUCUCCUACGCUCCCAGGAAAGAGGAGAAACUCAGCCAAUUAGGAGUUCUAUCAUUGGAUCAUCCAUCACAGGACCUUCUCCCCUCCCUCUCUGAGACACCAUUCCCACUACUUCCAGCCAAGAGACUCUCAAUUGGACUUGAAGCUACGGUUAGGACAGUCCUAAACAGAGAAGAAAAGCCAGGCCAGCCGUGUUGUGUUUUGUGUUAUCUUUUUUCAAAAAUCAGAUGGAUGGAUGUUCAUCUUUAAAAAAAAAAAUUGCUGCUUAACUCCCCACACAAUUUAAUUUAGCCAAAAGCCAAUAAGCAAUAGUUCUGUUUUCCAAGUUGGACUUCAAAUAAGAAUAAUUUAGUCUCCCAGAGUUUGGAAAUUAAAAAAAAGUUUACCACUAUGGGCAGUAAAUACUCCCACCUUUCAGAGAGAAUGCCUUCAGCUCCCUUUAUUCAAUUAGAUCAAUUGCAAAUUAGAAAUAAGUUAAUUGAAACAUCUGCUCAUUAAAUAAUUUAUGUCAACUUUCUUUUUCUGAAAUUCCUCACUGUAAUAUUACCAUUUAAAACCAAAUUGUCACUCAUGAGAUUCAUGAAAAUUUUUACACUUCACUUGUGUUAUAACGUACAGAAAUAGUAUAGACCAUAGAAGCAGAUAUUGUGAUAUAGAGAUGGUUUAUCAGUAUCUUAGUACUGUUGUUUAAACUUUCCAAAAUAUACAAUAAAAACAUUAACAAUUUUUAGUAGUCAGGGGAAAAAUGAUAAUAAAUGCAUGCGAUCAAAGGACUGUAGGGACGGUUGUAUAUUGCAGUAGAUUAAAGUACUACUAACAGAAUCUUUCUAUUUUCUUUAUGAUAUUGAUUUUUAAACUGUAGGCAGCGUUUACCACAUUUUCGAACAAGGCACAUUUUCAGUAGGCUGAGGGGGAACCAGUACUGUAAUAAGAAUCAGUGCUGCCAACUACAAUCACCAAGAGCCUUCUGGGACCCCUGAAAGGGAACUAGCUGGAGUGGACUCAAAAUAAGCAGUGACAGACAGCCAGUAGACCCAACCCUUUCUCUCUCACUCACAGGGCAGUGUCAUUAGCUGGAAAAAUGCAGGGCUUUUUUUUUUGUUUGUUUGGUUGGGGUUUUUUUUCCUUUCCUUAAAUUGGGUUUACGUGAUCUGUUAAAAUGACCUGAAUGCCCAACUAGGUACCCUUAAAAAAUAAAUCAGCUUAACUGAAAAGCGAUUCAUUACAUGAGAUAUAUUGGAUUAAAUGCACCCAAUGACAUGAAA
Messenger RNA from Ornithorhynchus anatinus (platypus), 6395 nucleotides. It is a transcript of the gene CTNND2, whose product is annotated as catenin delta 2. Gene Ontology annotation, biological process: cell-cell adhesion; cell-cell junction assembly; dendritic spine morphogenesis. Lineage: Eukaryota; Metazoa; Chordata; Mammalia; Monotremata; Ornithorhynchidae. Gene Ontology annotation, molecular function: cadherin binding. Gene Ontology annotation, cellular component: nucleus; adherens junction; cytoplasm. The record is from RefSeq and is a predicted model, not a curated record. Bases 419 to 3913 code for a protein of 1164 amino acids. The transcript is spliced from 22 exons.